Messenger RNA from Mollisia scopiformis, 877 nucleotides. RefSeq lists its product as uncharacterized. The transcript has a single exon. Bases 275 to 715 code for a protein of 146 amino acids. The record is from RefSeq and is a predicted model, not a curated record. Lineage: Eukaryota; Fungi; Ascomycota; Leotiomycetes; Helotiales; Mollisiaceae.
GCCACCGAGUCAUGGUAAUAUAUCUCAAAGUAACAAAGUAAUCUACAAGCUUCGCCUCCUUCUUUUCCUGAUUUCAAUAACGAUCAAAAUCAAGUUAACGCCUUGUCCAUUUCUCCGUGAUAACAAAGAUCUUCACACUCUACUCACUCAACAGUAAAGUACGUACCACUCCUGCCUCAGGUCCUCCCUCCCGGACUUCACCCACCCUUACCACCACCCACCUCUCCAGUCUCUCCCCAAUGCCACAUCCCCUUCUCGCCUCACCUUACCUGCAAUGCAACAUCCUUCCCUCCCUCCCGCUCGCUCGCAUCCUACCGUACCGCAAGAACCCCUCUAUCCCUCCCAACGGCCUCCCACCCACCCCUUUGUCAUGAAACCACCCCCCAAUCCUCUCCCCCGUUGCACAACCUCCAAGCAAUAUAAAACCCCACCACCACCACCACCACGGCCUCCCACCCUCUCCGUCAUGAAACGCACUCACUCACCCGUCCGUCCCGUCCGUCACACAACCUCACGCUACGCACCGCAAAACAAUAUAAAAAAACCCCUCGCCACCUUCCCACGCCCACGACUUCUGGGACAUAAAUUGCAGCCGGCGCAAGGAGUUUCGGGCCUGUUGUCCACCUGCGUUCUCAUUGGGGCUGGGCCGGCGAUAGCUGUCCGGGAGAAAGUUUCCGUUCGUCUGGUCUUUGGUAAGAGGGUGAGGGAGCCGUGAGGAAGAGGGAGGGUUGUAGUGCAGCGGAGCGGGUAGGAAGUGACCCAAGCCGGAGAUUUUUCACGCUCGGUUAGCUGGCUGGCUGGUUAGCAGGCUCCUAGGCAAGGGGUGUUCGUUCCUCGGACUUCCAGCCUGAUUGUAUCGCGCUGCUGCAACAGUACU